This is a messenger RNA of Corticium candelabrum, 1671 nucleotides long. Its product is annotated as craniofacial development protein 2-like. Gene Ontology annotation, cellular component: nucleus. Lineage: Eukaryota; Metazoa; Porifera; Homoscleromorpha; Homosclerophorida; Plakinidae. The transcript has 3 exons. The coding region runs from base 1 to 1671 and encodes 556 amino acids. The record is from RefSeq and is a predicted model, not a curated record. Gene Ontology annotation, biological process: chromatin remodeling. Gene Ontology annotation, molecular function: catalytic activity.
AUGGCCUUCAGAUAUGGAGGAUCUGUGACUUCAAGCAGUUUGGCUGAUGAGGCAAAUGUGACUGGACCUAUUCUAUGCAGUUCAAUGGCUCUGAGGGCAAUCAUACCGAGUAGCUUCUCACCCUGUUGCCACUUACCAGUUUACCGCGGCUGGUUAGUCGUCCAAUUUUGCGGUCGAACAAAGAGGAAAACGGAACUUAAAGUUGCUUGUUGGAAUGUAAGGACUCUUAUUGACUCUAAUGAUCGGAUUCAGCGCAAAACGGCAAUUCUCUCUCACGAGCUAAAGCGUUAUAGGAUUGACAUCGCUGCCCUUAGUGAAACUCACCUUGCGGACAACGGAGAGUUACGUGAAGUAGGUGGUGGAUUCACAAUCUUUUGGAAAGGUCGACCCGCUAGUGAGAAGAGGCAGUCUGGUGUUGGUCUUGCCAUUAGGACAUCUCUUGUUAAUCGUCUCGAUACUCUUCCAAAGGGCAUCACCGAUCGCCUUAUGACUGUUCGUGUUCUUCUGACUUCACACAAUUACCUAACUAUCAUCAGUGCCUAUGCUCCAACUAUGUGUGAUACAAUCGAGGCCAAAGAAAAGUUUUAUGAUGAUCUGAAUAAUGUGAUAAAGUCUGUGUCACCAAAAGACAAAUUACUGCUUUUAGGAGAUUUCAAUGCUCGUGUUGGAUCUGACCAUGAAGCCUGGGCUGGCAUUCUUGGCCACCAUGGCAUCGGAACCGAAAACAGUAAUGGCACCCUUCUUCUGACCCAUUGUGCAUCUCAUGAUUUAACAAUAACAAACACAUUGUUUCAACAACAAGAUAAAUACAAGACAACAUGGAUGCACCCGCGGUCGUCUCGUUGGCAUAUGAUUGACUUUGCUAUUGUUCGUCGGGCAGACGUAAAAUAUGUCAAACACACAAGAGUAAUGCGUGGUGCAUCUGCUACUGAUCUAUCUGAUCAUAGAAUGGUGCGGAUCAAUCUCUUGUAUACUAUCAAGGCUCCUGCACGCCAUCAAUCCAAGAGUAAACAACAGAAGUUGAAUGUGGAUAGUCUACGAACACUUGGCGCCAGAGAGAAUCUCUGUGAGAAAAUUUUUGAAACUUUAGGGAGUGUGCCUGCUUGUACAUCUGCGUGUGAUAUUGAUUCACAGUGGUCAUGCUUACGUGAUUCUGUUUAUGAUGCAUCAAAACAGGUUCUUGGCAUCCAAGGAAAGAAACAUCAAGACUGGUUUGACGACAAUGACAUUGAUAUUUGUAAUCUCCUUGACAGAUUACAUCAUAAGCAUCGGGCGUGGUUGGCUGACAGGAACGAUUAUAGAAAAGCCAAUGCUUAUAGAUCCAGCAAGAGAUUAGUUCGAUCACGACUUGGUGCUAUGAGGGAUGCAUGGUGGGAUGAGAAAGCAAAAGAGCUUCAGCUAGCCAGUGACCGACAUGACAUGAGGACAUUGUAUACUGGCCUGAGACAAAUCUUUGGUCCAGAAUUCAGUGGAAGUACACCACUUCGCACUGCUGAUGAAUCCUCAAUGUUGCAUGGUAAAGAAGACAUCCUGGAUCGUUGGGUAGAGCAUUUUCAUCUGUUCUCAAUCGGCCUUCUCGUAUCUGUGAGGAAGCCAUUGAAGCAAUCCCACAGAUGCCCCUUAUCUCACAAAUGUCUGACCCUCCUUCUAUACUUGAAAUUGGCAAUGUAA